Centropristis striata (black sea bass) is the source of this 5475-nucleotide messenger RNA. It is a transcript of the gene mark2b, whose product is annotated as MAP/microtubule affinity-regulating kinase 2b. Lineage: Eukaryota; Metazoa; Chordata; Actinopteri; Perciformes; Serranidae. The record is from RefSeq and is a predicted model, not a curated record. Gene Ontology annotation, cellular component: cytoplasm. Gene Ontology annotation, biological process: microtubule cytoskeleton organization; intracellular signal transduction; protein phosphorylation. The coding region runs from base 1174 to 3579 and encodes 801 amino acids. Gene Ontology annotation, molecular function: protein serine/threonine kinase activity; ATP binding; tau-protein kinase activity. The transcript has 21 exons.
UCAGGGCAGGAUCGUGCGCAUAGACUGCAGCUCCUCGCCUCUCUCCCCCUGCCGCCCGAGACACGCACCUCCUAACAAGAAAACCCCAGUUUACCGAUAAUGGAUGUUACAACUUGAUGAUCCUCCUUCAGUCGGCUGGUGUCGGGAAUAAAAGCAGUCGGUGUGCCGACAGGACGAAGUGGUGUAUCGCCACACUGCAGUGCAGCACUGUUGAACGACCUUAUUCCAAUCACGCAACACAAGGAAGAGCGCCGGUAAUUUCCGUGGAUUUUGAGUUUUGUGGGCUGCUCUGCGGCCGCAGGAGGAUAAGCUAACGAGCUAGCUUUGCUUCGAAAGAAACACUGAAUUAGCUUGCUACAUGGGCUAAUAUUGACCAGCCAGUUAGCUAGCGCAACAGAUUAAUUCGUGUUUCUCACCUUCCAUGUGAUCAUUUUACAUGGUGCUGCUUUUAUUUUUUGGACAUACUACCUUGGAUAUCUCGCUGGGAACAUUUCGAGUUGUUUUGUGUGAGUUGGGAAGGUCGAGACCUCGCCGGGAAUAACUUUGGCCUGAAAGUUUGUAGACCUCGGACCUGGUUUCAGACCUGAGAGGAAACAUCUCAGACACAAAAAGAGAAAAACAGGCGUCGACACUGCGUUAUGAAAACGACGCUAGAUAAACAUUUGUUGUAGAUUUCCGCGACAGUCAGGGCUAGUUAGUUAGCAACAUUACAGGUUAGCAUGCUAGCCACCUAAUUGAACCUUGUCUUGUUCAAUACAACCAACUUUUCUUCAAGCUAGCCCAAGUAGCUAGCUGGACAAAACGUCAGAGCAUCAGCUCGGUAGCUCCCUGGUCACCGUCGACACUGAUAAAUGCCACUUGGGAAUUGAAUGUCGUCACACCAAGACCGAAACUAAAUAAUACAUCUUCUUUUCCGUUUUAUUCUUGUUGACAAACAUGGGACGUGCGGUUGCUGCUAGCUAGUUUCCAGCUAGCUGGCUAACUCGGCUAGCCGCUGAUGUGGGAUUCAACUUGUUGAUUCAAGGGCUAUCUGUCGUGCUGCUAGCUGGCUAGCACUGGACAUCUGGAACUGGAAAUUUUCCUCUGCCAUCAGCUAAACUUAUUUUAAAUGCACAAUAGACACUGAAGAAUUGGUUUCCCACCCCCUUUUUGGCAACUACAAGUCUUUUAAAAAUGUCAACAAGGACCCCACUGGUGCAAGUCAUUGAAAAUUCUAGCGGGCAGGAGACAAAGUCAUCUGGCCGCUCAAGCAUGCCGCGAUGUCGGAACUCCGUUGCCACCACCACAUCAGAUGACCAGCCACACAUUGGUAACUAUCGGUUGCUAAAAACCAUCGGCAAAGGCAACUUCGCCAAGGUCAAACUGGCACGACACGUCCUCACCGGAAAAGAGGUGGCUGUAAAGAUCAUUGAUAAGACACAGCUCAACUCCUCCAGUUUGCAGAAGCUCUUCCGGGAGGUGAGGAUCAUGAAGAUGUUGAAUCACCCCAACAUAGUCAAGCUCUUUGAGGUCAUAGAGACAGAGAAGACUUUGUACCUGGUAAUGGAGUACGCUAGUGGAGGAGAGGUCUUUGAUUACUUGGUGGCCCAUGGCAGGAUGAAAGAGAAAGAGGCCCGUGCCAAAUUCAGACAGAUUGUGUCAGCGGUGCAGUAUUGCCAUCAGAAGUGUAUAGUACACCGAGACCUCAAGGCGGAGAACCUGCUGCUGGACGCAGACAUGAACAUCAAGAUAGCCGACUUUGGCUUCAGUAAUGAGUUCACUCUGGGGAACAAGCUGGACACGUUCUGCGGCUCUCCGCCCUAUGCCGCCCCGGAGCUCUUCCAGGGAAAGAAGUAUGACGGGCCUGAGGUGGACGUCUGGAGCCUGGGGGUGAUCCUCUACACACUGGUCAGCGGCUCACUGCCCUUUGAUGGACAGAACCUCAAGGAACUUAGAGAGCGCGUGCUGCGUGGUAAAUACAGGAUUCCUUUCUACAUGUCCACCGACUGUGAGAACCUGCUCAAAAAGUUCCUCAUUCUGAACCCCUCCAAAAGAGGCAGCCUCGAGCAGAUAAUGAGGGACCGGUGGAUGAAUGUGGGCUAUGAGGAGGAAGAACUCAAACCCUACAUCGAACCAAUGCCAGAUUAUAAGGACCCCAGGAGGACAGACAUCAUGCUCACAAUGGGAUUCUCUCAAGAGGAGAUCCAGGACUCGCUGGUGAACCAGAAGUACAAUGAUGUGAUGGCUGCAUACCUGCUGCUCGACUAUAGGAACUCUGAGCUGGAUGAAGGUGGCAUCAAGCCCCGGCCAGGAAGUGAUGUAAGCAACAUAAAUGCCCCCUCCCCGCCUCACAAGGUACAGCGCAGUGUGUCGUCCAACCAGAAGCCUCAGAACCGCAGAGCCACCGACCAGGGCUCCUCCUACUCUAAGAGGGGGGGUCAAUCAGACAACCGGACUGCAGGGGAUGAUUCUGGGAGGAAAAGUUCAUCAGGCAGCUCCACUACCAAGGUGCCGGCCAGUCCUCUGGUCCCCUCUGACCGCAAGAAGAGCGCCACGCCCUCCACCAAUAGCAUCCUGUCCACUGGUACUGGUCGCAGUCGGAACUCUCCUCUGACUGAGAGAGCCACGCUGGGCCAGGGCAUCCAGAACGGCAAGGACAGCCUAAACACUCCGGGCUCCCGCGCCUCCACUGCCUCGGCCGCUGCCGUCCUCUCCUCCUCCUCCUCCUCCUCGCGUCCCCGCCACCACAAGUCCCUGUCCUCCUCCAAUCAUCCAUGCCCCUCUGACCUGCACGCACCACGGCCCAGUGCUCCACCUCAGCGGGCGCCUGGUGCCUCCCCAUCUGCCCACAACAUCAGCAGCGCUGCCGUGUCAGACCGUACCAACUUCUCCCGAGGGGUGGGCAUCCGCAGCACAUUCCACGCAGGCCAGCAGCGAGGUGCCCGGGACCAGCAGGGCUCCGCCUACCCCGGCGGGCCCGCGUCCCCAUCACUGUCACAUGGCAACAGCCAGGCCCGGAGGACACAUGGCGCCACAGGGAUUUUCAGCAAGUUCACAUCCAAAUUUGUACGCAGAAAUCUCUCGUUCAGGUUUCCGAGAAGGAGUCCGUAUGAGGGAGAGGGUCGGGAUGAGGGGAGCAGGUCUAUGCUGAGCAGUACAGUGGACAAGUCAGAGAAGACGUCUGGUGGUGUUCUCUCUUCUUCUUCCAACAAUGAUGAGAACAACUCCUCACCAGGAUCUGGUAACACUGGUGGCACCGGCACCCCUCCAGCCAUCGGCAGCCAGAAGGACUCCGCCAAGCCGCGCUCGCUUCGCUUCACCUGGUCCAUGAAGACCACCUCGUCCAUGGAGCCCAUGGAGAUGAUGCGCGAGAUCCGCAAGGUGCUCGACUCCAACAGCUGCGAGUACGAGCUGCGCGAGCGCUACAUGCUGCUGUGCGUGUCGGGCAACCCGGCACGCGACGACUUCGUCCAGUGGGAGAUGGAGGUGUGCAAGCUGCCGCGACUCUCCCUCAAUGGCGUGCGCUUCAAACGGAUCUCAGGCACGUCCAUCGCCUUCAAGAACAUUGCCUCAAAGAUUGCCAACGAGCUCAAACUGUGAGUGCGGAGGAGCAGCGAGGAGAGAUGAGAUUAAAGGGUGGAGGAGGAGGUGGGAGGGUGAUAGUGAGGAUGAAGAUGAUGCUGUAAGCAGGGUGGAGGUCAGGAGGUAAGCUAAAGGGCGGGAUCACUUUAAAAAUAACAUGAUUGUUAUCUGGACAAAGGUCUGAAGUAGGGCUAUUGGUUCUCUGAGACUAGAAAACGUUUCUUUUCUAGAAGUUUUGUUCCUUAAGUUCACAAGGCCCUGCCAUUAGAAACUCCGAGCUAAUUGGCUCUGAGUUGUGAAGUACUUAUAGACCGAGGUCUUCUCUCUUCCCUGCUGGGGUUUUUUUUGUCACGUUCUACUUAGACGUUCCACUCUUCUGCAUGUCCGAUCUGCUCUCUCUGUUUUUUAGUAGUCACACUUUGACCACUCCUGUCACUUCUUCCUGCUAUUUAUUCAGUUUUUCUGCACGGUUCUGCUGCCAGGUCUUUUUGGGUAGGAGGGAAACCAGGUAAAAAUGGGGGGUUGGACAGAGGACAAAGAGUGUGGAGGAAUUCCUGAAAAAAACUGUCUGAAUCCGGAACAAGUGGUGAUGAUUGACAGAAAGUUCGGAGCCUUAUUUUGCUGAAAAAGGAGUUUUGAUUGAAUUUGUUGUGAUUCUCCUCCAAAACUGAAUGGACUCCAACUGAGCCAGGUCUUUGAUUGCUGAAGCCCAAUAUCUCUCCAUCUCUCACACUCACUAACACACUCACACACAUCCAUACAUGCACACGCACACACACACACGCACACGCACGCACGCACACACACACACACACACACACACACACACACACACACACAGAUGGACUUUAGUUGGAAGAACCCUCUGCUGGGUUAAAGGACCUUCUCCACCCUCCAGCUGUCCACCCAAACCUCCCCUCCCGGCCCAAAAAUGAACUUUUAAAAAUCCACCUGAUCCAUCCUUCACCACCUCCCUCUUCCACUCACACACACACACACACACACACACACACUCUCCCUCUUAUUUCAACCUGAACUCAGCACAAACACAUCCAUCUUUUCACCUCUUCACUCCCUUUUUUUCUUCCUCAUUUUUGAUUUCUCUCAUCAGUCCCGAUGAAUUCAAUUAGACUUGAUGACGAUUGUACUGGCUUCAAGAUGGCUUCAAGUCCGUACUUUAUGAAUUUUUUUUAUUUAGUUUCUUCUUUUAUGGCUUUUAAAAAGAGUUGUGCACUGGAAAAGAGGGGCAUAUGGGAAACUGGGGAGGGAAGAACAGUUCGAGGACGGGGUCAUUGAUGGAUUUUAUGUUGCCUUUCUUUGUAGAGUUUAAAUUUGGGGGUUUGUUUUUGUUGUCAGCACAUAAAUGCUCGAAUGAUUUAUUUGUAUUUUUUUUCUUUUUUAAUGUUGGUAUCACUUUGGUUGGCAUCACGCCUUCAUAUCCAGAAUGUCAACCCUGAACCGACACAUUUCUUGUCUCCGUUUCUUCCCUCACAUCACCUCAUGCGCUCUCUGCUACACGUGUUCCCAAAGAGCAAACACACAAAAAAGGUGUCUUUGGAGUAUGUAAUUAACAGUAUGUGUGUGUGUGAGUGUAUUAUAAAAGAUCACUGGAGAAAAAAAACAAAACAAAAAAGAAUCGAUGACGAAUGGUGAAUUAUUUUCUUCUUUUGAUUUGAUAAUAUAUUUUUGUGUCGUUGAAAAUUUUGGGUUUGUACAGAUUCAGAGGGGGGGUGGACGGGGUGUGAAGGGUCACGUCGGAUCAUAUCAUUGCUGCCUUUUUCAGUGUAGUGCACCUUUUAACACACACAUUUAACACAGCUCAUAGUGUAUCGCAUUAAACACAACCCCCCCCUCCAAGUGCAGACAGCAGUUAUCGGUGUAUUUAAUGAUGAUGUUGAUGGUGGUGGUGACGAC